AUGUUGGCUAGCAAGACAAGCACUUCUCCUAGAUCAAGUUUAGCUACAAAGGCUGUCAGGGUUGCACCAAGUGCUACUGAAUCACGUCCUCGUGCUGGACUAAACAUUGUCGUUGGUCCUAGGGAAAAGGUUGUCUGUGUUAGAGGCCUACCAAGAAAUAUAAAAGCUGUGGAAUUGAUUCAAGCACUCAAGAAAUUCGGACCUGUCAAACUCGAGAGCUUUCAAAUUAAAAGAUCAGAUUUUGGAAGUUGUUCUGGUACGUUGGAAUUCCAAUCUCAUGAUUCUGCUCGUGCUGCUGUUGAGACCAGGAAGAUCAAGUUUGGAGAGCAUGUGGGAUUUGUUUCAUUCAAGAGUACACCCCCGCGGUAUGGACAAGCAUAAAUUGGAGCCGAGAAAGAUAAAGAAUCGAGCUCACACAUAUUGUGUGAAAGACUCACAGAACACUAGAACUA
Molecule: messenger RNA, 452 nt
Organism: Lycium ferocissimum
Lineage: Eukaryota; Viridiplantae; Streptophyta; Magnoliopsida; Solanales; Solanaceae
Exons: 1
Coding region: 1-381 (126 amino acids)
Cellular component (GO): ribonucleoprotein complex; cytosol
Molecular function (GO): mRNA binding
Source: RefSeq, a predicted model, not a curated record